This is a messenger RNA of Anopheles moucheti, 2671 nucleotides long. RefSeq lists its product as uncharacterized. Bases 247 to 1173 code for a protein of 308 amino acids. The transcript is spliced from 4 exons. Gene Ontology annotation, biological process: negative regulation of circadian rhythm; negative regulation of DNA-templated transcription. The record is from RefSeq and is a predicted model, not a curated record. NCBI's taxonomy places the organism in Eukaryota, Metazoa, Arthropoda, Insecta, Diptera, Culicidae.
UCGUGUACUUCCAUCUGGUGAAUAAUCUUGGCCGUGAAAUAAACAAGACGCCAAAUUGCAAGGGUGAAUAUUGCUUCGGUUUCGCGGAAAAACACCCAAUUUUGUUGCUUCGAAUAGACGAUAGGGGCCCCGGUGUGUUCGUCGCUACGCAGAAAGCGGAAAUUAGCAGCAAAGUGAAUAUUCGCGCUUGUCUGACGUUCUGUGAAGGGAGCGAUCACCGAUCGACGGUUACCAACCGCACCAACGAUGCCACUUUCCGUGACGAAAGCACCGGCUACCGGUGAAGAUAGUAGCAAAGAUCGGUUACUGGAGCCGCCAGCAUCGCCGUUGGAAACGCGAAGCGAAUCACCACCGAUGUCACCAUGUCCCAGCCCAGCCCAACCGCCCCAAACGACUAUCGGAAGCGCCGUCGGCAUUACUUCGGCCGUUGCCAACUUCUCCGUGAUAAACUAUGUUGGAAAAAUUCAAAAGCAAUCAUCCUACAAAUCAUCGGUCCGUUGCCGAACACCGUACGAGCGGUGUAGUCUUCGGCCCGUACAGAUGGACGAUACGACCAACUCCUCAACCUUCUCCUCGAUGGAGUUCGGUUGUAACAGUAGUAGCAGCAACAACAGUACCGGUAUUGGGUGUGAAACCAGCCCCGAAUCCAGCGACCUGCAGGACAGUAUCGAUACGGAAGACGGAAGUACGUCCGGUCCGCGAUUACGCAGCCGCCGAUCGAUGAGUGUCUCCUCCAGCGGUUGUUCCAGCUCGAUGGAUGACCGGAACUUUGACUUCUCGCCGCUGGGAAGCAUCAUUAGCUGUCGAUGUAACUCGUACAGCAUGUCGGACUUUGAUGACGAUGGGUUUCGCGAAGAAAGCAGCGUAUCGUCGGCGUACGCCGUACUGUCCGGCUCCCGUUCGUAUCAACCGCACCACCCACUGCAUCACCAUCACCAGAACGUACCUCACCACCCGAACAAUCACAAAGGACUAUUCGAUAUAGCGCUGAAAACGGUGAAACUGAUCCGGCGCAACCAGGAGCUACAGGUGCGGCUGGCCCAACUGCAGGAAGAGACAAACGCAUUCAUCGAUUCGGUAAUGGCCAACCCGGAGAACGAAUCGCUACGUUCGCAUUUUUACAGCACACAGCACAAGCGUCUACCGACAGUACCGGUGACGGUGCAAAAGUAAACCCGGACCUGGGAGCCGUUUUUCCGGACGGAAUGAUGAAAAGCGCUACAAUUGAGUUGCUACUUUUGCUGUUGAACAACUUACAAUUUCUUCGGUUAAAAUAACUCCAAAAUCCGUAUGAUUCGUGUCUUUUUGUUGGGCCACGGAUAUACGGCCUCAACCUCAAUAAGUUCAAUACGUUAGGCGUUCUAAAAAUUAGGAUAAACUAGUUUAGUUUCGUGUUUGUUUAAUCAAUCCCUCAUAGACAAGGCUAGGCCUGGAGAGAAGGAUGUUUCUUUUAACUUAUUGCCCGAAAAUCAGGCACUAAACGUGUGAUGGCGCGACCCUAAAUUUUCAUUCAACUGGAUCGUUGUAGCGUGGUAGGAUCAUGCUAAUGUUGUUUGCUAAUCAUAUUAAAACUAUUUAAUCGGAGGUGGUCUUGCGGGGUAAGCAAUUGCGAAUGAAAUAGAUUGUAGUACUGACACAAAGCGACAACACCGUGGACACUAUUCCGAUUUAUCAAUAUAACAGUGCUAAGCCACUAUUUCAAUAAGCAAUCAAUUUAUCGUGAGAUGUAAGCGUACUGUAUGAAUGAGCUUUUGCUGAAUUUGUACGCCAAACCCGUAUAUAUAUAUAUCGGUACGAUGGACGAAAAUAGAAACAGUGAGGGCUUACAAGGCCGCCAUUAUGAAUUUUCCGUUGUAUCGGUAUGUUUUCUUGUGUGUUAGUAUUCGAUGGAAUCGAUAUGAAGUGAUAAAAUAAGUAAGCAGUCUUCUCAGUGAGUUAGAAUGUAACAAUCAAGAAAUGGCUAUCGAUGUCCGAGAAAGUAUACAUUUUCUCCCCGUUUCACAGUGAUUACAGUAGUUGCCAAUGUUUUGUGGCCGAUAUUUAAUUAUUGUGAUUAUAAUUUGUCCAAAGCGACCAUCCCUAUCUGUAGCAGUUGAUAGAAUUUGCGCACAGUUUUCCAGAGCUGCCACUCUAGUUUUUAUUUUAACUUUUAACUAAGUUAACUGUUUCACCUUGUUCAUAACUUGUUUCCUUAACUGGUCCAAUCAAAUCACUUUUAAACACGAAACAAAUAAGAAAAGAGAUGUAAUACAAACGUAUGACAGGUAGUUUUAUGUUUUUAACCGAAUAUACAUUAAGUUUCGUAUGAAACGUUAUGGACGAUAAGGAUGAAAAUCAUAUUAAGCAAAUAUCAUUCGCGAGACAAUGUAAUUAUGGAUCGGGAUCGGUAUGGGGGUGCCGUUAAGCGUGUUCCGUGGUUGGCCAGACAAAUCUCAAUCAUAUUUAUUAACGAUUUAAGCAAAGGUGAACACAAUAAUAUUGUACUUCAUUACGAACGGUUGAAUGUAAUUCAGCAUAGAAACGAAUCCCCGAUUCGUAUCGCAUUCGUUCGAACCGAGAAAUAAGAUAGAUUGCGUGAGGAAAGUUACGUAAACUCCAAGUGGUAUUUAUAUUUAAUUAUUUAACCUAAGCAAGGAUAACUAAAAUAGAUGAAAAGCUUUUUUCAUUCUGC